ACUGUAGAGGUUUCGCACCAGAUAGAACCCCGUCGCGCCAAGCGAGGCCAAUUUUGGAGCCAAAUCGAUGCCAAUUUCGUUUGGCGGGAAAAAUUAAUUUUUAAUUUUCAUUUCUCUUUAUUAUUCCCAAAUACUAUAUAUGUUUAUUUGACUUAAAAUUAUUAUUUUUUUCUUGUCAAAGCAAUACUCAUUUGUCUCCACCUACACUUCUUCCAAAAUCAAGAACACAGAAAAAUUCCUUCAACAGUUCUGAACCAAGAACUCAAUCUUCAUCCUUCUAAUUUCUUCAAGGGUUUCUAUUUUCCCUUUUGCAUGUCUAGUUUCUUGGGUAUGGAUGCGGUGGUAAUGGACUCUGAUGAGUGUUCGAAGCCUUCGACUACGGAUGGCCAAACUUGGCCACGGAAGGUCCAGAAGCGGAAGAGGGGUUGCAUGGAAAUAGGGAGUUUAGACAAGGAAGAGAGAGAGGCGAAGAUCGAUGGCCUUCAGAAGGAAAUUGACAGUUUGUUUAAGUAUUACGAUGAAGUUAAGUGUCAGAAAGUGGAUCUUGAUUUAGGCCAAUGUAGUUCUAGUAAUUCGAUUGUUGCUGCUCUUAUGGAAGAGAGUGAACUACCGUUGUCGAAGCUUGUUGAUGAGAUUUACGAGAAGAUGAGGAAGAUAGAUCGUGGUGGUGUAGUGGAAACAGUGACUGUUGCAUCUGUGAAAGCUUCUGUUCUUUUUGUUGGUCGGAGGGUUAUGUAUGGCGUGCCUAACGCUGAUGCAGAUGUUUUAGAAGAUGACUCUAAAGAGUGUCUAUGGUGUUGGGAGACCAGGGAUCUAAAGUUGAUGGCAAAAUCCACCCGUGGAAUAUUGAACAUUCGCCGCACAUGUCGGAAAAAGAUUCAUGAGAGGGUCACUGUUCUUUCGGCAAUGAUGUCAACACUACUUAAGUCAGAGACUGAUCAGUCUUGCAUUCAAGAGUUCACAAAAGCAUCAGAAAAGCUUGGUAAAGUAUUUGAUGAAGCCAAGAUCCGUGUACUUGUGGAUGGGUUGUCACAGAAGAUUGCUACUGAGAUGGCUGAGAAGGAAGCAAAACGAGAAGAGAAGCUAAUGGUCAAACAACUAGAGAGAAGUCAGCGGGAAGCUGAAAAGGAGAAAAAGAGAAUAGAUAAGGAACAACAAAAGGAAAAGUUGCAAAAUGAAAAGGAGUCAAAAGUGACAGAAAGGGAAGAAAAGCGUCGAGAAAAAGAAGAGAAUGAAAUGAAAAAACAACUUAGGAAGCAACAAGAAGAUGCUGAAAAAGAUCAACGUCGUAGAGAGAAGGAAGAAGCUGAAUUUAAAAAGCAACUUUCUUUACAGAAGCAAGCUUCCUUAAUGGAGCGCUUUCUUAAAAAAUGUAAACCUAGUCUGUCAUGCCAAAAUGACCAAUCAACAACUGAAUUGAUUACAUCAGUUCCAUUGAGUAAAAAGAGUGAAAACAUGCCAGAGGCUUGCACUCAGUUAAUGGACUGCACAUUUUCCUCAAGUGAUGUUAUCAUUCCUGUUGAUAUCCGCAGGCAGCAUUUGUCUUCUUGGCGCUUCAUAGGUCAUUCAGUUCGAUCAAGAGGAAAAAAGCACUGGGGCAUUCGUCAGAAGCCAAAGUCUGAAUUGUUCAAGGAACUUAAACUUUCAGCUGGCAGAGAAUCAGCUAAUGAUGAUGAAUUGGGUGAGGAGAGGCUUGUAGAUGGUUGGGAAGAACAAAUAAUAGGUGCUGGAACCAGCCAGACAGAGUUAUGCAGUACUUUGCUUGAUGUCAGGAAGUCAAACAGAGGAAAACAGUUGCUGCAGUUUGCAAAGAGCUAUAGACCUGCGUUUUAUGGAAUUUGGUCCACAAAGAGUCAUGUUGUUGGACCACGCCAUCCUUUUAGGAAAGACCCAGAUUUGGAUUAUGAUGUUGACAGUGAUGAAGAAUGGGAAGAGGAGGAUCCUGGUGAAAGCCUCUCAGAUUGUGAUAAGGAUGAUGAAGAAAAUCUAGAAGAGGAAGGAUGCGCAAAAGCCGAGGAUGAUGAAGAGAGUGAAGAUGGAUUUUUUGUUCCUGAUGGAUAUCUCUCAGAAAAUGAGGGUGUGCAACUCGACUGCAUGGAAACUGAUGAUGCUGAUGAGGUUGGGAGCUCACCUAGUUCUAAGGAAGAUAUGCAGGGCAAGGAACUUUAUAGUUUGUUUAAGCAGCAAAAGCAUCUCUACAACAUGACAGGCCUUGCACUUAGAAAAAAUCAGCCCUUGAUUAUAUUAAAUUUAUCGCAUGAGAAGGAUAGUUUGCUAAUGGCUGAAGAUCUUGAUGGCACAUCUAAGCUGGAGCAGACUUGCCUAGCAGCUCUCAGUAUGCGCUUGAUGCAGGGUGGAUGUCCCAUAGAGAUAUCAGUUGAUGGAAUGGCAGAUGAGGAUCCAGAGAUGUGCACCCCAACUGACAAGGACAAUGGCACCAGCACCCAGAUCUCGACUUCAGCUAUCCUUGAUUCAGACAUGACUGCAAUUGUUUCAACUAUUCAGUCCUGCUCACAGGGCAUCAACAAAGUUGUUGAGUCUUUGCAGCACAAGUUCCCCAAUGUACCAAAAUCUCAUUUGCGAAACAAAGUCCGGGAAAUAUCUGAUUUCGUAGAAAAUCGAUGGCAGGUUAAGAAGGAGAUCUUGGAAAAACAUGGUGUUUUGGCAUCUCCAGAAAAAGGUACCCGGAGACCAAAAACUAUUGCAGCAUUUUUUUCAAAGCGUUGCUUGCCACCUGCUGGAAAAUGUAUUAAUCCGAAUGAAACUUCACCUCAAUCUUUGAAACCAGGUUCAGCCGUCCAAGAUCAAAGAACUUGCACGAAUCAGCAAUAGCAUCAUCUCAUUUUUACCAGGUUUUGUCUUCCAUAACAAGCCCAGAUAUUUGUGAAUCUUGUUGUAAACUGAACUCUGAAAUGUUUGAAAAGAAAACAAAUGUAAGGGAUGCCCUCUAGUUUGGAAAAUAUAUUUUUUUGAGCCAAUCAUGAAGCUAAGUGAUACAGAAA
Messenger RNA from Benincasa hispida (wax gourd), 3002 nucleotides. It is a transcript of the gene FAS1, whose product is annotated as chromatin assembly factor-1 (FASCIATA1) (FAS1). The record is from RefSeq and is a predicted model, not a curated record. NCBI's taxonomy places the organism in Eukaryota, Viridiplantae, Streptophyta, Magnoliopsida, Cucurbitales, Cucurbitaceae. Gene Ontology annotation, biological process: nucleosome assembly. Gene Ontology annotation, cellular component: nucleus; CAF-1 complex.